Molecule: messenger RNA, 432 nt
Organism: Oncorhynchus kisutch (coho salmon)
Lineage: Eukaryota; Metazoa; Chordata; Actinopteri; Salmoniformes; Salmonidae
Product: FGFR1 oncogene partner-like
Biological process (GO): microtubule anchoring
Cellular component (GO): centrosome
Source: RefSeq, a predicted model, not a curated record
AUGCGCGCUGCUGUCUUCCUGGCCAUGGAUGAACAAGCUAGAGUGGAGAAUAAAACUCCACUUGUCAAUGAAAACUUGAAGAAAUGUCUUAACACACAGGAUGGUAACCUGGUGGCCAGCCUUAUCAUAGACUUCCUGCAGGUGUUCCACGUAGACUUCACGCUUGCUGUCUUCCAGCCAGAGAUCAACUCACUAAAUGGCCUGGACAGCUGUGAGCAGGUGUCACGUGAUCUGGGUAUCACUGAGACCGAUAUGAAUAGGACCACUCCUCUGCUGCUUGAGCUUGUCAAGAGAGGCAGACACAGGGAGAAGGCCUCCAUCUUCUCAGCGGUAAAGACACACCAAAGGGUCUCGAGGGUGGAGGAGAACGCAGACGAGGGCGACUCGUUCUUUGACGACCCUCUGCCUAAACCACAAACCUACGGCUGGUGA